This is a messenger RNA of Paramormyrops kingsleyae, 1434 nucleotides long. RefSeq names its product annexin A5-like. Gene Ontology annotation, cellular component: nucleus; vesicle membrane; plasma membrane. The record is from RefSeq and is a predicted model, not a curated record. Gene Ontology annotation, molecular function: calcium-dependent phospholipid binding; calcium ion binding; phosphatidylserine binding. Lineage: Eukaryota; Metazoa; Chordata; Actinopteri; Osteoglossiformes; Mormyridae. Gene Ontology annotation, biological process: negative regulation of coagulation.
UCCCUGGAUGGAUGGAUGGAUGGAAAAGGGAAGCCAGCUGAAGAACUCUAUUUCCCAGGCUUCGCGGUGCGCACACGGUCCUUGGUGACAGCGAGGCGUGGCAAAGCGUGGCGUAGCGCCGGGGUAAAGCCGCCUGAUGCGGCGAGGCGGCGCUGCAUUCCGGGCGUAGCGGCUUCGGUGGGACUGCGGUGCUGCCUCUUUGCCAAGUCGGUUACAUUUUUUUCCGCUGGGGACCCCAAAGUAAUUGCAAUGGCUGCCAGAGGGACCGUGAAGCCGUUCGCCAACUUCAAUGCGAACCAGGAUGCUGAGGUCCUGUUCAAGGCCAUGAAGGGGCUGGGCACCGACGAGGACGCCAUCCUCCAGCUCCUGACCGCCCGCAGCAACAGCCAGCGGCAGCAGAUCAAGGCUGCGUUCAAGACUCUUCAUGGGAAGGAUCUCGUGGAUGAAUUGAAAUCUGAACUUGGCGGGAAAUUCGAGACGCUGAUUGUCAGCUUGAUGAUGCCGCCGACCAUCUUCGAUGCGACUCAGCUCAGGGAUGCAAUCAAGGGCGCUGGGACAGAUGAGAAGGUUUUGGUUGAGAUCCUAGGUUCCAGGACGCCCGCCCAGAUCCGGGACAUCAUUGCAGCCUACAAACAAGAGUUUGGGAAAAAUCUCGAGGAUGAUGUCACUGGAGACACUUCCGGCCAUUUCAAGCGCUUAUUGGUCAUCCUCCUUCAGGCAAGUCGGCAACAGGGAGUUGACAAUGGGGCCAUCGAACAGGAUGCUAAGGCCCUGUUUGCUGCUGGGGAGGCCAAGUUCGGCACAGAUGAGGAGACGUUCAUCACCAUCUUGGGCAACAGAAGUGCAGAGCAUCUCCGGAAAGUUUUUGACGCAUACAUGAAGUUGUCGGGGUAUCAGAUUGAAGAAAGCAUUCAGAGAGAAACCUCCGGGAGUCUGAGGGCAUUGAUGCUUGCUGUAGUGAAGUGUGCGCGAAGUGUCCCAGCCUAUUUCGCUGAAGGCCUGUACCACUCAAUGAAGGGAGCUGGUACAGACGACCACACCUUGGUUCGAAUCAUGGUAUCCAGGAGUGAGCUGGACAUGCUGGACAUCAGAGCCAACUUUAGGCGGAUGUUUGCCAAAUCCCUGUACUCCAUGAUCAAGGGUGACACAGGUGGGGACUACAGGAAGGCGCUGCUUCUGUUGUGCGGUGGUGAUGAUGCGUAGUACACACCAGAAAAGCCACACACACACCAGGACCAGUAAUACCUUCAAACACAGACCUGCUAAUGUGUACUGUUACCUUAAUGUUACACCUAAUGUUACUAUAGCCAUGCUACCUUAAUGUUACACCUAAUGUUACUAUAGCCAUGUUACCUUAAUGUUACACCUAAUGUUACUAUAGCCAUGCUACCUUAAUGUUACACCUAAUGUUACUAUAGCCAUGUUACCUUAAUG